This is a messenger RNA of Quercus lobata, 1011 nucleotides long. RefSeq names its product receptor protein kinase-like protein ZAR1. The transcript is spliced from 5 exons. Gene Ontology annotation, cellular component: plasma membrane. Lineage: Eukaryota; Viridiplantae; Streptophyta; Magnoliopsida; Fagales; Fagaceae. Gene Ontology annotation, molecular function: protein kinase activity; ATP binding. Gene Ontology annotation, biological process: protein phosphorylation. The record is from RefSeq and is a predicted model, not a curated record. The coding region runs from base 1 to 1011 and encodes 336 amino acids.
AUGUCAUUUCAAGAGAGCAAAACAGGUUGCAAGGUUAAUUUGGUGACUCGUGAUCAGGAAGUCACUUUCAGACGUUCCUGGUUUAUAAAUAAUCAAUCGGAGAUUUCAAUUAUCAUGGAAGUAAAGCCAAAUCCAAAAAUUCCGACGCUCAUUCCCGAAUCAAUAUCCUUAGCGGAUGUGCCUAUAUAUAGUUUAUUGCCAGAUUCUCAACCUUUUCCUGCAUCACUUGUUGCAACUACAAGCAAAGAAAGUAAAAAUCCUAAAGAAGUGAAGCUAGCCAAGAAGGAGACUUCUCUACAUGAUAAUGCGUCUUCAAUAAAAUCUUGUCCGGCCAAUUAUAUGCUAACAUCACCAUUGCAGUUAAGUCAGGAAGAAAUUAAAGACAUGACAUUUGGAAGAUGUAACUUUCCAUGUGACAGAUGUCGUCAGUCCCAAGUUUUGGUAAAGAAAUUCACAAGAGUUUCGAGUGGCCUACUCAAAGCAGAAAAAACAUCAGCCAUUUCUAUGUAUCACAAGACUGAAAAUACUAUGAUUCUGGUUUUUCCCUGUGUGGAAAGAGGGAACCUGGACGAACUUCUUUGCAGAACAGGCUCUAGGGGGAAACAGUUGGAACUAACAUUUCAAGAUAAACUAAAGAUUGCCAUAGGAAUUGCUGAAGGUGUUAGAUAUAUGCAUGAAGAAUGUCCAAGAGGCCCUGUGGUUCAUGGUGAAUUAGUGCCAAGCAACAUUUUUCUGAGAUACGACUUACGUCCAUUGGUGAAAAUCUCAAAACCAAAAGUCAAUUGGGGAUUUCAGAUCUCCGGUUUUGGACAAGCUAAAUGGCUUCAUCUAAGAAAACCAUUGCACAUAACCCACAACAGUUGCCGGCUUCAGGAUUACUUAGACCAGGAAACUAUGAAACUAGUAAAAUCCGGCGUCUUAUCUUUUGGAGUUUUGCUGUUAAGGCUAUUUUUCCGAAGAUCUGCACCACAUGAUGAUAGAACUUUGAUUGAGUGGGCUCAGCCAUUGUAG